Molecule: messenger RNA, 2730 nt
Organism: Truncatella angustata
Lineage: Eukaryota; Fungi; Ascomycota; Sordariomycetes; Amphisphaeriales; Sporocadaceae
Exons: 1
Coding region: 1-2730 (909 amino acids)
Cellular component (GO): kinesin complex
Molecular function (GO): ADP binding; protein binding
Source: RefSeq, a predicted model, not a curated record
AUGUCAGAAGCGACACAGGAGGCUUAUCUUUUAGUUCCCUUUGGACAGAACGAUGAGUUCGUUGGCAGAGAGUCUAUUCUCAUAAAGCUAGUCGGCAAGAUCCUACCGAACGCAAAAAAGAACGACUGCCAGAGGACGGUGAUCGAAGGGCUCGGGGGCGUUGGUAAGACACAGAUCGCCCUCGAAGCUGCAUACCGCGUCUACGACCAGGACUCUGACUGCUCCAUCUUCUGGGUUCCUGCCGUCACCCUGAUGACAUUCGAGAACGGCUAUCGAGAGAUUGGCGAAGCACUCGAAACGCCCGGCAUCGAUGAUAAGAGGGCAGACGUCAUGACACUGGUCAAAAUGGCCCUCGAGAAGAGUGCCGUGCAUUGGCUUUUGAUCAUUGAUAGUAUUGACGACGUCAGCUUAUUGGAUAAUAGAAUUUUGCAAGACUACCUCCCGUUCAAUCGAAAAGGCUCGAUUCUGUUUACUACGCGUAACCACGAAGUGGCUAUACAACUUGAUAUUUCUAAGAAAGAUACGUUUAUAAUUAACGAGAUGAGCGAAGACGAAGCAUUAGUACUACUACAAAAUGGAUUGAAAGAACGGCAAUACCGAGACAUAGAAGCCACGAAGAACCUUAUUCGGCAUCUCGUCUGCUUGCCUCUCGCGAUUAAACAAGCAUCUGCUUAUAUGACACGAACAAAUGUAACGACAGUUACGUACCUACAACAAUGUCUUGCAUCUGAUAAGACUCAGAUAGACCUCUUAAACACCGACUUUGAAGAGCGGCGGCGGUACUCGAAAAACACAAACCCUAUUACUAUGACAUGGCUUAUAUCGUUUCAUCAUCUGGAACAAUCGUAUCCUCUGGCAAUAGAGUACCUUAAGUUUAUAUGUUUCCUAGCUGAAAAGAGCAUUCCUAUAUCUCUUCUACCCCCUGGAGAAGACGAGCAAGUAAAGGAAGUAGCAAUUGGAAUACUUCAAGGAUAUGCAUUCAUUUCUAUGCAAGAACAGGCGGACUCGUUCGAUAUACAUCGCUUAGUACGAUUGGCAACUCGAAAUUGGAUCCAGGCUGAAUGGGCGUUCCAUUGCACAAGGGUAAUAAGGCACCUGGCUAAAGUAUACCCUUUGCCCAAGGAAGAAAAUCGCCAGGUCUGGACAAAAUAUAUGCUGCAUGCUGAAAUCGCUUUAUUGGAACAGCAGUGCAACGACAGAGAGGCAGAGGCAAAUCUUCUUUCUGCUGUUGCGCGUAGCUAUAAUGAACUCGGCAAAUACGAAGAGGACGUAGAGCUGCGUUCGGGCAGUCCAGAGCUCUGGAAUCAAUUACUAGAUUUAUACCCUUGGUCGCCAGUCGACAGUACAGGAAGCCUGACGAACAUGUUGGAUAGUCAAGGCAAAUAUGAGAAGGCGGAACGAAUGCAUCGUCGUACGCUAGAUUUGAGGAGACUGUUACUAGAUGCAAAUCAUCCGUCAACACUGGAAAGCAUGAAUGACCUCGCUGAAGUGCUUCAUCAUCGAGGGAAGUACGAGGAGGCGGAACAGAUACAUCGAGAGACCCUAGAGCUAAAGAAGUCGGUGUUAGGCCUAGACCAUCCGUCGACACUAAACAGUAUGAAUAACCUGGCGCAUGUGCUCGACAAUCUCGGGAAGUACGAGGAGGCGGAAAAGAUGCAUCGAGAGACACUACAGCUAUAUAAGUUGGUAUUGGGUCUUAACCAUCCGUCGACACUAGACAGCAUGAACAACCUGGCUUAUGUUCUUGAUAGUCUAAGGGAGUACGAAGAGGCGGAAGACAUGCAUCGAGAGACACUACAGCUAUAUAAGUUGGUAUUGGGUCUUAACCAUCCGUCGACACUAGACAGCAUGAACAACCUGGCUUAUGUUCUCGAUAAUCUCGGGAAGUACGAAGAGGCGGAAGAGAUGCAUCGAGAGACACUGCAGCUAUACAAGUUGGUAUUGGGUCUUAACCAUCCGUCAACACUAGGCAGCAUGAAUAACCUGGCCAAUGUUCUUGAUAGUCUAGGAAAGUACGAAGAGGCGGAAGAGAUGCAUCGAGAGACACUGCAGCUAUACAAGUUGGUAUUAGGUCUUAACCAUCCGUCAACACUAGGCAGCAUGAACAACCUGGCCAAUGUUCUUGAUAGUCUCGGGAAGUACGAAGAGGUGGAAAAGAUGCAUCGAGAGACACUACAGCUAUAUAAGUUGGUAUUGGGUCUUAACCAUCCGUCGACACUAGGCAGCAUGAAUAACCUGGCCAAUGUUCUUGAUAGUCUAGGAAAGUACGAAGAGGCGGAAGAGAUGUAUCGAGAGACACGAGAGCUAAGGAAGUUGGUAUUAGGUCUUGACCAUCCGUCGACACUAGACAGCAUGAACAACCUGGCUCAUGUUCUUGAUAAUCCCGGGAAGUACAAGGAGGCGGAAGAGAUGCAUCGAGAGACACUACAGCUAUAUAAGUUAGUAUUAGGUCUUAACCAUCCGUCGACACUAGACAGCAUGAACAACUUGGCUCAUGUUCUCGAUAAUCUCGGGAAGUACGAAGAGGCGGAAGAGAUGUAUCGAGAGACACUAGAGCUGAAGAAGUCGGUGUUGGGCUCAGACCAUCCGUCCACUAUACAAAGCCGGGACGAUCUUGGGGAACUUCUGAAAACUCUGGAUGCUAGACAUGAAGGUUCUCCGGACGCAAGUUCUGAUGAUUUAAGUGAAGGCGGUGUCGCCCUAAAUGUUAUGACUAUAGGACAGUCAUGA